UCUCAGCCCGGCUGGAGGCGGGUCGCCCCGGGCACCCUGGAUGCGGGGCCCACGGGCUGUCUCCGGCCGGGCUGUCAGGCAGCGCCGAGCUCGCCCCCCGCACGCGGCACGGGGCGGGGGGGACACAACACAACCCAACCCGACUCUCCCGCCGCCCGCGCCGGUGGUGCUGAUCCUCCGCCGCCUCCUCUGCUCCCCGCCCAGCCGGAGAAGGGCCCCGGGCCCCGCCUGGCUGCCCCCCAGGGCCCCUCGCCAGCCCGAGCGCUCGGCAGCCGGCGCGGAUGUCCCCGCGGGGGCUGGCGGGGUCCGGACUCUCCAGAGAGACGCUUCCCCGGUUAGUGAGCUGAGCCCGGUCCCCUACAGCGAUGCACCAUGCCGAUAGUGGACAAGCUGAAAGAGGCUCUCAAGCCAGGCAGGAAGGACUCCACUGACGAUGGUGAGCUGGGCAAGCUCCUGGCGUCUUCUGCCAAGAAGAUCCUGCUGCAGAAGAUUGAGUUUGAGCCGGCUAGCAAGAGCUUCUCCUACCAGCUGGAGACCCUGAAGGGCAAGUACGUUCUGCUGAACCCCAAGACAGGGAAUGCCAGUCGCCAGAAGAGCUCUGAAGAGGCCCAGAUCAGGAAGCAGGGGAGUGACCAUGCUUUGGGAGGCUCGGGGGACGGCGUCCCAGCUCCCCAGAAAGUUCUCUUCCCCAUGGAGCGCCUGUCCAUGAAGUGGGAGCGGGUGUACAGGGUUGGAGCAGGACUCCACAACCUGGGCAACACGUGCUUCCUGAACUCCACUGUGCAAUGCCUGACGUACACGCCGCCGCUGGCAAACUACCUGCUGUCCAAGGAGCACAUCCGCAGCUGUCACCAAGGAGGCUUUUGCAUGAUGUGCAUUAUGCAGAAUCACAUGAUCCAAGCUUUUGCCAACAGCGGCAAUGCAAUCAAGCCGGUGUCCUUCAUCAGAGAUCUCAAAAAGAUCGCUCGGCACUUCCGCUUUGGCAGCCAGGAGGAUGCGCACGAGUUUCUGCGCUACACCAUCGAUGCCAUGCAGAAGGCCUGCCUGAACGGCUACACCAAGUUGGAUCGUCAGACUCAGGCUACAACUCUGGUUCAUCAGAUCUUUGGUGGUUACCUGCGGUCCCGUGUCAAGUGUUCGGUGUGCAAGAGCGUCUCGGAUACCUACGACCCCUACCUGGACGUGGCUUUGGAGAUCCGGCAAGCCGCAAACAUCGUGCGAGCGCUAGAGCUGUUUGUGAGGCCGGACGUGCUGAGCGGGGAGAACGCCUACAUGUGUGCCAAAUGCAAGAGGAAGGUGCCAGCCACCAAGCGCUUCACCAUCCACCGUGCCUCCAACGUCCUCACGCUGUCCCUCAAGCGCUUCGCCAACUUCAGCGGAGGUAAAAUCACCAAGGAUGUGGGGUACCCUGAGUUCCUGAACGUUCGCCCCUACAUGUCUCAGAGCAAUGGCGACCCCGUCAUGUAUGGCUUGUACGCGGUGCUGGUGCAUUCGGGGUACAGCUGCCAUGCGGGGCACUACUACUGCUACGUGAAGGCCAGUAACGGGCAGUGGUACCAGAUGAACGACUCCCUCGUCCACUCCAGCAACAUCAAGGUCGUCCUCAACCAGCAGGCCUACGUGCUGUUCUACUUAAGAAUCCCAAGCUCUAGGAAGAGCCCUGAGGGGCCCAUUGCCAAGACUGCCUCUGCCCUGCCUGGCCGAGCCGGCAUCGUCUCUGACCAGAUCAAGAAAACCGUAGCCAACGGGCUGCUCUCCUCGCCGCUGACUGGCAAGAGAGCAGACGGGGCGCCCGGGAAGAAGCUCCAGGGAGCGGAGGAGGCCGGGAUCCCUGUGGCCCGGGGUGUGUUUGGGGCCGGGCCCAAGCUGCAGAAUGGGACCGCUCAGGCCAAGCCCCUCGCUGGGUUCCCCUCGCCCAAACUGGCUGCCAGAGCCAUGCACAUGGCAGCUGCGCUCUCCGAUGAGCUGGCCAGGAGGCCCAAGAAGCCACUUGCUGUAUCCCAAGGCUUCUGUGACGCCAGUGAAGCGAGCAGGGCCAAAGCCGAGGUCCCCAAGCAGAGCUCCUGGGAGAGCAAGGAGUCUCCGUCACCCACCUCGCCCAAGCUCCUGGUGGAGCCCAGGGGCAGCAGGGAGGGCACUGAGCCGCGGAGGAAGGACUCCAGCAGCAGCAGCUCUUCCAGCCCAGCACACUCGGCCAAGGGACCCCCGCGUGCUAAGAGUGGCGCCAACAGCUUCUGCGCCUCUCAGGACACAGAGUGCGGCCCAGCCUCGUCCACUGAGCAGGAGGUCAAGCCGCCCGGCUCGGAGGACCCCCAAGUGGCGAAAUUAAAAUCCCUGCUGCUGGCCGGUGCCACCCUGGAUCUGAGCAGCACCACGUCGCCCCCGCCUGCCAAGAAGCUGGCCCUUUCUGCUAAGAAGGGCAGCACCCCGCGGAGGGCGAGCGGAAGUGACCGCCACGCGCCACCCCGCCCAGCCUUUGCCGAGCACUCCUCCCCCACGAGCACCACCCACCCUGCCUCCACCUCUCCCUGGCCUCUCGGCAAGUCCAGGGUGAUCCCAUCUGCUCCCAAAUCACCACUUCUUCAGAAGCUUGCCUGCAGCCCCAGCCCAAACUCUCCGCUCCUGGCCAGCAGCCAGCCCACCCACCCUUCACACCCAGGCAGGGAGAAGGGGGCCAGCCAGGCCCUGCCCGGCUCCUCCAAAAAGAGACGACGAAAGCAGCAGCUGGAGGUGGAGAGCAUCCCCCAGGGCCUGGCUAGCGGCGAGAGGGGGGGGCUCGCCAGCCCCCCCCGGAAGAGACGGUACCUGGAGGAGGGUGAGAGUGAGGAGGCCGCAGCCAGGAAGUCAGGCAGCGGGAGGAGAGAGGGGCUGGGCCGUGGGGACCUGGAGCGGGAGCGCAGGCACCGAGGCUCAGGCUCCUGCUGCCACGUGGGCACUGGGCCCAUCACCCCCCGGAAGAGGAGGAGGAAGAGAAUGCGGCAGCUGGAGGAAGAUCGCAGCCCCGGCACAUCUCCCUUGGGCAGCAGCUGCUCCAGGAAGGGCGAGGCUGCGACCCUGGCGCCCGGGGCAGGAGGGCUCCACAGUGCAAAGCAGCAGCAGGGUGUGGAGGUGGAAGAUGGCGAGAGCGAGCAUCGGAAGUGCAAGCGGAGGGAGAGCCCCAGCAGCCCGGUUUCCAAGCCCAGCACUGAGCAGGCGGCUGUGAAUGGGCUCCACACCAGAGCCAGCACUCCAGUGCCGGUGUGCAUCUGGGACAGCCAGGUCAGAGAUGGCUCCAUGCGGGGCACUGGGACAGCAUGGCAGAGCAAGGAGGAGGCCAGCGUGGUGCAGGAGCUGCUCAGGAAUUCCUUGGAUAAAGCAUAUGGGAAGCAAGUGCUGACGUGGGAGGGUGAGAUCUCGGCCAUUAGCCAGGACGCCAUUCGGGACAUGGCGUGGGUCCAGCGCGCGAGAGUCACCGACGACUGGGACGAGGACUUCGACAGUGGCAAGGUGAAGAAGAGUAAAAAGUUCAAGCGGGAACGGAGGAGACACUUCAACGCCUUCCAGAAACUGCAGAGCAGGCGUAACUUCUGGUCCGUGACUCACCCAGCCAAGGUGGCCAGCCUGAGCUACCGGCUCUGAGACGGGGAGCCCAGCGGGAGCUUGCGGCGUGGGCCGGGGUCAGAGUGGCUGGACCCUGCUGUGCUAGCGUCGACUCGUCCCUGCUCAGCAGUCUCUGGAGCCAGGCCGAGGGCCGUGGUGUGCGACAGGCCGGGGUGGCUGGCCGUGGUACUGCUGGUGUUCAGCGUCCUGUGCAGGGCGGGAGCAGACCAGGAACAGGAGGAGUGGGGCCCCAUGGAACGGGCUGGUUCUUGGGUGUUGGGGAAGGUUGAGACUUGCAGGGGCUGCUGCUGCUGGAGUUUAGCCAACGUGGCUGGUUGACAUGCUUUAAGUCACCCUCGUACCACUAUGGCCAGUGCCAAGGAGCAUCAUGGGGACCCUGAUGCCUCUCCUCUCCCCCCACCCCCCCGGCAGGUAGCUGGGGAAGGGCCCCUUAGGGCAUGUCCCAUGGCCAAGGCUGGGAUGCAAAGCGUACCCUGUUCCUGAUUGCCACAGCCUCUGGGUGACUCCUCUAGGCCCCGCUCCUGGCACUGCGCAGCAGCCGGCCUUGUGCCCAGCCACGCUCCUCCCUUCCCCGGAGCCUUGUGAUGCUGCUGCUGUUGUACAUUGCCUACUGGGGAGCCAUUCCCCUGCUGCACUCGCCCCAGGACUGCAGCGUGGGGCUGGAACUGCCUCUCAAUGGCGCUUUGGCUGCUGCUUCCUGGUCUCUGCUGGCCGGGCACUGCUACUGCUCCACGCCGGGGCCUGCCCAGCGAGGCGCACGCGUGGCUGCUGGGCUGGGGCUGGCGCGGGCAGCUGGCACUGCCCUGCCUUGCAAACAUGAGCCCUGCUCAUGGGGCUCUCAGGUUGCUGCCUAUGGCAGUUUUCUGGUAACGCCUCCUCCUGUACCGCCAAUCUCCUCCCCACCCCUCCAGCCACAGGAGCUGCUUCCGCCUGGGUCCCUGGGCGGAGGGAGUGAUGGGUUCGUACAGACCUCCUCCAGCCCAUCAGCUGUUCUCGUGGGUGAGCGUCACCCCCGUCCCGCUUGGCCUCCUGUCCCGGGUUCCCCCUGACUAGCUGGGGACACGGCCCCAGCAGAACCAGAGUGGGAGAAGGGGCUUGGUCCAGCUGUGUGCAUCCCUGCACAGAGAGCAGCUGUUGGCCUGAGCUGCUCGCCCCCAGCACACCUGCCUUGACUUCCCCUGGUCGUGCGCCGGUGCGUCUCACUGAGGGAGUGCUCUCUGCGGGGAAUGCUGCCGGGCCAGGAGCAGAUGAGAUGGGGUCUGCAGGGUGGGGGCUGUGGGAAGAUCUCCUGGGGGACUGCUGCUUCAGGGGAGAGGCUGCCUCCACCCAUCUGCUGCUGCGUGUCCAUCUCUGCCUGGUACCUCUUAACUGUGUUCCCUGCACUGCUGCCCCAUGGCCAAACCUCCCUGCUGUGCAAUUCCCAGGAAAAGAAUGUUCUCCAAGUCUUCCACUGGCAGGGCCCUGCUCUCCCCCCUUCUCCCUGGGAGCUGUCCUGCAUUAUCUUCUAAAUACUCACUAACCUUUGCACCCCCCUGUCAGCCAGACAGGCCAGGUGAAGUGGUUAAUGGCUGCGAAUCAUUUCAUUAUCUCCAACGUGUACAGCUAUCAAAGCCUGUUAAAUGGCCGUUACAGCUCGGAUUUGCAUUUAUUUAAAUUUUCAACUUAGGCCGUUGUGAGCCUCUGUCCCUCCCCCAGGGGAGAUUUCCCUCUUAGCGUGGGGAUUAUUCUGACAUCUUGUACAGUUUGCUGAUGGACGGUUCCAUAAUCUCAAUGUAUAUGUGUGUAGAUACCCGGAGCUGAUCUGUACAGGGUUGUAUUUUGCACCUCCUGCUGGGGACAAUGCAGUAACCUCAGCUAUUGCCAAGAUCAUGGUGCAAUAAAGUAACUGGUUUUGA
Molecule: messenger RNA, 5495 nt
Organism: Malaclemys terrapin pileata
Lineage: Eukaryota; Metazoa; Chordata; Testudines; Emydidae
Gene: USP36
Product: ubiquitin specific peptidase 36
Exons: 19
Coding region: 373-3618 (1081 amino acids)
Biological process (GO): regulation of apoptotic process; protein deubiquitination
Cellular component (GO): nucleus; cytosol
Molecular function (GO): cysteine-type deubiquitinase activity; cysteine-type endopeptidase activity
Source: RefSeq, a predicted model, not a curated record